CCUUCAGGAGAUGGCCUCUUCUAAGUCUUUGAUAAACCUCCUAACCUUCACUUUUGGGUCAGCAAUAGGAUUUUUCGUUUGCUAUCUUCUGUUCAGCAUUAUACUAGAAGAACAAGUUAAGAUCCAACCUCAUGUUCUUCACAAUGAUCCACAUGGUCAGCACUCAGCAGAUACUGAUAACAAUCAGCUGCAAGGACAAAUGAAUUUCAAUGCAGACGCUGGACAGCAUAAAGAUGAGGAUAAAAAUAUUGCAGAGGGACUGUAUCAGAAGGUGAAAAUACUGUGUUGGGUCAUGACUGGACCUCAAAAUCUAGAAAAGAAAGCCAAGCAUGUUAAGGCCACUUGGGCCCAACGCUGUAAUAAAGUACUUUUUAUGAGCUCUGAGGAAAAUAAAGACUUCCCUACUGUGGGCCUAGAAACCAAAGAAGGCAGAGACCAGCUGUAUUGGAAGACUAUUAAAGCUUUUCAGUAUGUACAUGACCAUUAUUUUGAUGAUGCUGAUUGGUUUAUGAAAGCAGAUGAUGAUACUUACGUUAUAUUGGACAAUUUGAGAUGGCUUCUUUCAAAAUACAGUCCUGAACAACCAAUAUACUUCGGAAGAAGGUUUAAGCCUUAUGUGAAGCAGGGCUACAUGAGUGGAGGAGCAGGCUACGUUCUGAGCAAAGAAGCUCUGAAGAGAUUUGUUGCUGCGUUUAAAACAAACAAAUGCUCUCACAGUUCCUCUAUUGAAGAUCUAGCACUAGGAAAAUGCAUGGAGGUCAUUAAUGUGGAAGCAGGAGAUUCUCGGGAUACAAGUGGUAGAGAAACCUUUCAUCCCUUUGUUCCAGAACAUCACUUAAUUAGAGGAUACCUACCAAAAACAUUCUGGUACUGGAAUUACAAUUACUAUCCUGCUGUAGAGGGUCCUGGAUGCUGCUCUGACCUAGCAGUUUCAUUCCACUAUGUUGAUUCUGUGACUAUGUAUCAUUUGGAGUAUUUGAUUUAUCAUCUUCGUCCAUAUGGGUAUUUGUAUCGAUACAAUCCCGAUUUGUCAAAGAAUCCAGAAGUGCAGGGCAAAAAUGAAGCACUGGAAGAUAAUCAAAAGCUAAAGCAAAAGAUUUCUGAGAGUUAA
Molecule: messenger RNA, 1111 nt
Organism: Acanthisitta chloris (rifleman)
Lineage: Eukaryota; Metazoa; Chordata; Aves; Passeriformes; Acanthisittidae
Gene: C1GALT1
Product: core 1 synthase, glycoprotein-N-acetylgalactosamine 3-beta-galactosyltransferase 1
Exons: 3
Coding region: 11-1111 (366 amino acids)
Cellular component (GO): membrane
Molecular function (GO): N-acetylgalactosaminide beta-1,3-galactosyltransferase activity
Source: RefSeq, a predicted model, not a curated record